ACUGUCUAUACCAGUAUCAAACGAUACCAUCAGAAGGCGAAUUUGCGACAUGUCCAAUGACAUCCAAUUACAAUUGGUUGAGCGCCUACAAAGCAGUACAUUUGCCAUACAGUUGGACGAAAGUACCGAUAUUGCAGGCCAAGCGCAGUUACUGGUCUACGUUAGAUAUUGCUUUGACAAUGAUGUGGUCGAGGACUUUCUGUUCUGCAAACCUGUGCCACUUAGAACGACAGGUGAAGAUUUAUUUGCAAUGCUAAAUGAUUUCUUCAUUGCUAACAAGCUUGAGUGGUCCAGCUGUAUUGGAAUUUGUACGGACGGAGCUGCAGCAAUGACAGGUCAUAAAAGUGGGGUUGUUGCACGCGUACGAACUGUUUCUCCGAAUAUUAUUUCCACACAUUGCAUGAUUCAUCGCGAAGCUCUUGCUAGUAAGAAUUUAAAUGAAUCCUUCGGUGAAGUGCUAAAUACAUGCAUUAAACUAGUUAAUUGGAUAAAGUGCAGACCGUUGAACGGACGACUGUUUGCUGCACUGUGCGAAGAAAGCGGCUCAGAUCAUCGACAUCUGCUGCUACACACAGAGGUUCGCUGGUUGUCACGCGGAAAGGUACUUCAACGUGUCUUCGAGCUUCGCAGUGAACUGGCAUCAUUUUUGAUGGACAAAAACUCAGAGCUGGUGAAGUUUGUUUCAGAUAAUGUAUGGCUUGCAAAAUUGGCUUACCUGGCUGAUAUCUUUUGUCAACUUAAUGCACUUAACACAUCACUGCAAGGCAGAGAUUCAAGCAUGUUGAAAACAACAGACAAGGUGAAGGUUAAAAGUAAGGUUUUUCAGACCGGGGCAAGACCAGUAAUGAUGUAUGGAAUUGAGACAUGGACAGUAAAGGGAGAACAGAAGAAGAAGUUGAUUGUGGCAAAAUUAGGAAUGUUGAGAGCUAAUAAAAAAUACCCAAGAAGGACAACUGACUCAAGCCCACCGCACCGAGAAAACUCCAUCCCUUCUGGUCUCAGCCCUAUAAAGUCAGCCCAUUCCUGGAAGGUGGCAUCAGACUCCAAGCAGGCUCUAGUAGGGGGACAGACCUUCUACAAGUCCAAUCAAGAGCUAAAAGCCGUUAACUGA
This is a messenger RNA of Erpetoichthys calabaricus (reedfish), 1111 nucleotides long. Its product is annotated as protein FAM200A-like. The coding region runs from base 50 to 1111 and encodes 353 amino acids. The transcript has 3 exons. NCBI's taxonomy places the organism in Eukaryota, Metazoa, Chordata, Cladistia, Polypteriformes, Polypteridae. The record is from RefSeq and is a predicted model, not a curated record.